AUGAUUUGGGCCUUUGAGGCGCGUGGCUGUGUAACAUGAAGAAGAAGAAGAAGAAUGUCUUGAUGCGCUGGGCUUUGACAGUUUCUCUCUCUCUCUCACUCUCUCUCUCUUCACAGAAAGCUGCAGUGCCGGGGACACUCCCCCUUCGCAACAUAAAUAUGCGCCGCGACAACAUUAAAUACACAUACAUAUUUUUCUCCUAGUUUUUUUUUAUUUAACGUGUAAUUUAAUAACUACGUAAAUUUUUUACUAUGCUGGUUCCCUUACUCCAUCUUCCAAAACACACUAACGCUUCUGCCAUACCUGUUUGCCCUAGAUCCAUGGCUUCCUUCUCCAUUCUCUACCUCUUUUGCUGAGUUUCAAUGAUACCCCUUUUCACUCUUCUCCUUUGGAUGCUGCCAAAACCUUCAGGAGCUCUGUAUCAAGGUCAUAUUCCUUAAAAAUCCACUUUCCCAAGGUUCUUAGGAUCUGGCUGUUGUUGUAAAUUUUCAAGCUUUGAUAUCUCUUGGAUUAUAAAUUAGUGGGAUUUCACUGGGAACAUUGUUGCUGCACUAGUAACACGCAUUUUCAAGUUAUCAUUGUUUUUGCUUUAACUGGGUAGAGUAAAGUAAUGAAUUUUUAGAUUUAUCAGGCUUGAUUUGUUGAAUGUUUAGACUGUACAUCUUAUUGGGUUUUUAAGGAUGGAUUGUGUUUCUUGUUUACUGAUUUGUGACAACAUUUGGGUUGAGAUGAAGACCGGGUUGCUAUUGUAGCUUGUAUUAUAUGUUUAUUUGUGCGUUAUUUGAGAAGAGUUUUGGCUUAGUUUGGUGGUUAUGGGUACUGAAGAAGAGGAUAAUAGGAUAGGAUACUGGAAAUGCAAUUGAAGGGGUGAACAUUGAGAUUGAAGCUUGGUUUUGUGAGAGGGAAGGUUGCUGUACAUAAUGGGUUGCAUGUGUUGCAAGCCUUCUGCCAUUGAGGACAGUAAGGAGAGUCCAAGGGAGCGUUUAUCAAGUAAGGUCGCGUCGGAUUUGUGUAUAUCUAGGGGAACUUCAUCAAGGAGGGAGGAAGUGUAUCGAGUAAAGGAUAGAUAUGAUAACAACGAUGGAAGAACUGCGUUGAUUGAUAAGCAAGGGAAUGGUUCUGUCAGAGUGCAAGGUGAUGGUUUUGAAAGGAAGAGGGAGAAAACGGAAUAUGCUGUUGCUCAACAUCCUGGGAUUGGUAGUAUUCCCAAAGCCAUGGAAGGGGAGCAGGUUGCAGCUGGAUGGCCCUCAUGGCUGGCAUCGGUGGCUGGAGAGGCUAUCAAGGGAUGGCUGCCACGGCGUGCUGAUUCUUUUGAGAAGUUGGAUAAAAUUGGACAGGGAACUUAUAGCAAUGUUUAUAGAGCUCGUGAUCUUGAACAAAGAAAGAUUGUUGCUUUGAAAAAAGUGAGGUUUGAUAAUCUUGAACCUGAGAGUGUUCGUUUCAUGGCGAGGGAGAUUCACAUUCUGCGUAGGCUCGAUCAUCCAAAUGUCAUAAAACUGGAAGGCUUGGUUACAUCAAGGAUGUCUUGCAGCUUAUACCUUGUUUUUGAGUAUAUGGAGCAUGACUUGGCUGGGCUUGCAUCGCAUCCUGGACUAAAGUUUACUGAAGCACAGGUUAAAUGUUACAUGCAGCAACUUUUACGCGGACUUGAUCACUGCCACAGCUGUGGUGUAUUGCACCGUGACAUUAAGGGUUCCAAUCUUUUGAUUGACAACAACGGAAUAUUGAAAAUUGCUGACUUUGGUUUGGCAAGCUUUUAUGAUCCCAAUCAAACUCAGCCACUGACAAGCCGAGUUGUCACUCUUUGGUAUAGGCCACCAGAGCUUUUACUUGGAGCCACUUAUUAUGGCACUGCUGUAGAUUUAUGGAGCACAGGUUGCAUACUUGCUGAGCUAUAUGCUGGCAAGCCUAUAAUGCCUGGAAGAACUGAGGUGGAGCAAUUACAUAAAAUUUUUAAACUUUGUGGUUCACCUUCUGAGGACUAUUGGAGAAAAUCAAAGUUGCCUCAUGCAACAAUAUUUAAGCCUCAACAGCCCUAUAGGCGUUGCGUUGGUGAAACUUUCAAGGAUUUUCCUGCACCGGCAAUAGAAUUGAUAGAGACUCUUUUAUCUAUAGAUCCUGCUGAUCGUGGAACUUCAGCAUCUGCUUUGAAUAGUGAGUUCUUCUCGACAAAGCCUCUACCUUGUGAUCCCUCAAGCUUACCAAAAUAUCCUCCUAGCAAAGAAUUUGAUGCCAAAGUGCGGGAUGAAGAAGCUAGAAGACAAGGAGCAGCAGGAAGCAAGGGCCAGAGACAUGAUCUUGAGAGAAGAGGUGCAAGAGAAUCACGAGCCAUUCCUGCACCCGAUGCCAAUGCUGAAUUGGUCUUGUCAAUGCAGAAGAGACAAGCACAGACUAAUUCUCAAAGCAGGAGUGAGAAGUUUAACCCACAUCCUGAAGAAGUUGCUUCUGGAUUUCCCAUUGAUCCCCCUAGACCAUCUCAAGCGGCAGAAGUAAGUUUGGAUCCGCAGGUACAUCAACACAAAAGAGCCUCCCAUUCAGGUCCACUGACUCACCGCGCUGCAUGGGCUAAAGCUGGGAAGAACCAGGACGACGCUCCAAAGAUUUCAAUGGGGGGUGACUUAUCAACAAUCUCAGGCUUAGUUGCAGCAAGGAGGAGUAUGUUGUCUGAUGAUCGCAGAGAAAGGUCUGGAUCAUCACAAGGGGAGGCUCCAAAACUUAUAAGCAGAUUCCCAGGAUCCUUCAAGGAAGCCUCUGAAUCAAUGAUGCAACAGGAUCAGAAGCAUCAUGUACAUGCUCCUCAAAAGGAAGAAGGGAGAAGUAGCAACAGAGACUCAAAUCUUGUUGGUUAUGGGUCCAAGGGUCAUAAAAUUCAUUAUUCUGGUCCUUUGCUAGUUCCGUCAAGCAACAUGGAUCAGAUGUUGAAGGACCAUGACCGCCAAAUUCAAGAGGCAGUUAGAAGAGCGCGUUUGGACAAGGCAAAAAUGAGAAGACUCCAAGCUGAGGGGAACCAGAUAACCAAUUCAUUAUUUGUUUCUGGUCGUUGAGUUGUAGAACCUGAAGUAGCGAAGCAUCUUUAAGAAUAUUUGAUUCUUUUUUUGCACCUUUUUCCUUCCUUUUCUAUUUUGCCUGUACAGGGAGUUAGUAUCCCUCCGAAAAUGCCCCCCAUGGCCAUGUUAGGUAUCUCUAUAGCUCAGAAAUAUUCCCCUCCACUUCAUCACAUUACAUGUUUUUUCCUUCCACUCAGAUGCAAUUUCUAUUAUAUGGGGCCAUUCUUGUAAAGCUUAUCAGCCUUAAGCUGUAGUGCAAUACUGGGGGACCAUUUCUUCCUUGUGUUUAACUUAUGAUAGAGUAAUUAUCACUGGGAAGAUAGCUAUGUAUCUAUGUAUAUAUUUGCUUUCUCUUUUUGUCACCUGACUCAUCUUUCUAGAAUGAAUCAUUACGUGUGUAUUUGGAGAAAUGUGUGAACAUGGAAGAUCCAUGACAAAAGUUAUAAUUAGUAGUGUUGGAGUGAAUGUAAAUCCUAACACACUGCUUCAUUUUGGUACAUGGUUACAUUUAACCAUUUGGGAUGUGGUAUUGAAUUAACAUAAAAUUUCAAAGCUUUCGGG
This is a messenger RNA of Abrus precatorius (Indian licorice), 3608 nucleotides long. Its product is annotated as probable serine/threonine-protein kinase At1g54610. Gene Ontology annotation, cellular component: nucleus; cyclin-dependent protein kinase holoenzyme complex. Gene Ontology annotation, molecular function: ATP binding; RNA polymerase II CTD heptapeptide repeat kinase activity; cyclin-dependent protein serine/threonine kinase activity. The transcript is spliced from 8 exons. NCBI's taxonomy places the organism in Eukaryota, Viridiplantae, Streptophyta, Magnoliopsida, Fabales, Fabaceae. The record is from RefSeq and is a predicted model, not a curated record. Gene Ontology annotation, biological process: positive regulation of transcription elongation by RNA polymerase II; protein phosphorylation. The coding region runs from base 921 to 3044 and encodes 707 amino acids.